Molecule: messenger RNA, 1104 nt
Organism: Durio zibethinus
Lineage: Eukaryota; Viridiplantae; Streptophyta; Magnoliopsida; Malvales; Malvaceae
Product: endonuclease 1
Biological process (GO): DNA catabolic process
Molecular function (GO): nucleic acid binding; endonuclease activity
Source: RefSeq, a predicted model, not a curated record
GGGAGCAAGGAAGACUUAGGAUGGCCAAAUUGUGGAGGUUGUCUUCAUUUGGGUUUGUUUUGUUCUUGGGUCUGGCUCUAAUGUUAUUGCCCAGAACCCAGGGCUGGAGCAAAGAGGGUCACAUUUUGACAUGUCGGAUAGCGCAGGGUCUUUUAGAGCCCGAGGCUGCCGAAGCUGUUGAAAACUUGCUACCGCAGCACGCCAAUGGAGACCUGUCUUCCCUCUGUGUGUGGCCCGAUCAAAUCCGGCAUUGGUACAGGUAUCGAUGGACAAGCCCACUUCACUUCAUUGAUACCCCAGACGAUGCUUGCACGUAUGACUAUUCAAGGGACUGUCAUGAUCCCCACGGCGUGAAGAACAUGUGUGUUGUUGGUGCUAUCCAAAACUUUACCUCGCAGCUUUUGCACUUUAGGGAGGGAACCUCAGAUCGUCGCCAUAACAUGACAGAAGCCUUGUUGUUCUUGUCACACUUUAUGGGAGAUGUCCAUCAGCCAAUGCACGUUGGUUUUACAAGUGAUCAAGGAGGAAAUACCAUCGCCUUGCGCUGGUUUAGGCACAAAUCUAAUCUGCAUCAUGUUUGGGAUAGGGAGAUCGUCCUUACAGCUCUCAAAGACUACUAUGAAAAGGACCUGGACAACCUUCAAGAAGACAUCGUGGGGAACAUUACUGAUGGGAUCUGGUUUGAUGAUGUAGCAUCAUGGAAAGAAUGUGAUGAUCUUCUUCCUUGUUUGAACAAGUAUGCAACAGAAAGCAUAAAUAUUGCUUGCAAAUGGGCUUAUAAAGGCGUAGAGUCAGGGCAAACUCUGGCAGAUGAAUACUUCAAUUCCAGGAUGCCAAUUGUCAUGAAAAGAAUUGCUCAAGGAGGAGUUAGAUUAGCCAUGAUCUUGAACAAGGUUUUUGGUGAGUCUGAAGAAGGUUUUGCAACAGCAACCUAACAGAUGCAGAAGGCCAGAAAAUAAAGGCAGAUGCUUUAGUUAACCACAACCAUCGUUAAAUUUGACUUGUCAGAAUAACUGUUUUUAUGUAUGCACGCAUGUAUGUAUGUAUGUAUGUAUGUGCUUCAGCACUGUAUGUAUUCACUGGUACUUUAUAAUUUAACUUUCA